This is a messenger RNA of Salmo salar (Atlantic salmon), 2626 nucleotides long. RefSeq lists its product as uncharacterized. The record is from RefSeq and is a predicted model, not a curated record. Gene Ontology annotation, cellular component: membrane. Lineage: Eukaryota; Metazoa; Chordata; Actinopteri; Salmoniformes; Salmonidae.
GGCUGUUCCUCUUUCCUCUGUGUCAGAACCUAUUAAUAAUUUAUUUUGCUUGUCAACAACUAAGUGAAUUCUAAUGAUUGACGAGGACAGCUGGAGUGUCUUUCAUACCACCUUUGCAUAGGUUUAGUUUAUGUUGUAAAUUGUCAAGUUAUGGAAAUUCAGCACUGAAUCGAAAAUAGAGGAUUUUGUUACACUACAGUAUAUCUUAAUUUGUUAACUUGAGCCCUGUGUUGUGAAGAGACAUGAAGGCUCUGUUUGGACUGUUGGUGAUGUUAGCAGCAGUGUCUCAUGGCAUGGAGAGGCCCUGUGAUGCUAGAGAGGAUGGAGCUCAGUGUUAUGGAGCUCUGGGAGGAACUGUCUAUCUCCAGCUGAUAAACGUUGUCAGUGGAGUCCCUGACAUAUUAUUAAAAACCGAAUCCAAUGAUACUGCUAAAGUUAUACUGAAAAUUAGAAACAGAACCCCAGAAAUAGUGAAAAUCCACAAAUCCAUUGAAACCAGAGCACACUUCUUUAUCAACAAUGGGACUUUUAGGAUAGAUAACACAGAAAGGAAUGAUUCUGCUGAAUAUAGACUAGAAACAUUUAAUUUAGAUGGGAAAGCAUUAGGGACCAGGAGACUACAACUGUUCAUUGAAGCCCCAGUGUCCUCUCCUCAGCUGUCCUCUCAGUGUCUGACCCAUGGAGAGGUGAGGGUGUCCUGCUCCUCUGAGGGGGACGGUCCUCAGUACAGCUGGACUCUGGACGGACACACACAUAGAGACACUGAGGCCUCCCCUGGUGACAAGACAAACACCGUGACACUGAAGAGAGGCCAGUCUGGAGAUCUCACCUGCACUGUAAAAAACAACAUCAACAGUGUUACUGUGAGCAAAAUAAUCUCCCCCUGUGAGGGGAUUAUGUAUGUUAACUGCACUUCCAACGGGACAAAGAUAUCAGAGUGGGUGAUUGCCACUGGUAAUACCCUGUGUAUUGAGCUUACAACAGAGGCACACACAACUGUGACAAAUGCCUUCACCAGUAAAACAGAGGCAACCGAAGAGAUCAUAGGGAUGGUAGCAGGGUCUCUGGUAGGCAUAGUCCUUGUCCUAGGGAUGGUGUUGGCAGUUUACUGUGUCCAGAAGAACAAGAAACCUCCAAAAACUCCAGUUAAUGUUGACAGUCAGGAUGUGGAAUACGCUAAUGUCAGGAUACUGAAGAAGCAAAUGAGACAGACUGUGGUUCCCCAUCAGUCAAUGGAGGUGGAGUAUGGACAGAAUAAAAUAUUAGAGGGUCCCCAGCGGAGUGUAGACACACUUGAGGAGGAAGACUGUGUGUACGCCAGGGUACGGAAAGUUCAGUGAGCAAGGUACUGUCUAGAUUCAAUAUGAUAGAAGGAGGCUGUUAGGGAUGAUAUGGACAUAUCAUCCCUAACAGGUAUUGCAUAUCUUACAGAUUUCGUCCCAUUAUCACUAGAUUCAGGUUUUGAAACGUGGUCGUUACUUAAUUUGCAAUAUGUACAGCAAGUCUUAAAGAACAACCAAGUUAAAUCAUUUGACGAACUAAGUUCAAACUUCCAUUUGCCAAAGUUCUUUAGCUAUUUAGAGCUAAGAGACUAUUUACUGAAACACCCCAAAUGGGUAAUAACAGGGUGAGCCCUCUCCCAUAGAAAAACUCAGAAUCAAUAAUCAGAAAAUGGCAACUAGUAGUAAACAAAUAAAACUGUACCAAUGUGUUGAUAUCAUGGCACAGCGCAGUACUCUGCAAACUAAGUGCAAGUGGGAAUCUGAACUUGGGGAGAAAAUUGAAAAUUAAACUUGGGAGGCAAUACCAUUUUGGGUACUUUCUAACUCCAGACACAAUGGUGAAGAUAAGUAAAGAAACAACCGAUGAAUACUGGAGAAAAUGUGGGAAUUGUUCAUAAACUACCCACUUAUUUUAGGGUCUUGUUCUAGAAUGAUGAACUUCUGGAAUUAUGUUUUUGACUUUGUAAACAAUAUAUUAAAAUGCUCCCUGGCAAAGGACACGAGUGCCAAACUCAAAAUGCUUAUCUAUCGAUUAUUCUCUUGUCUGCAGCAAAUAAAUGUAUUACAGCACAUUGGUUAAAUAAGGACAUUCAUACUAUGAAAGAGUGGAAUUGUAGAGUGAAAUAAAUGUAUUUAAUGGAGAAUAAAUUUACAAACAGAUAUAUGUGAAAAAAGAUGGGAACCGGUCCUUGUAAAUAACAUUGUGUAGACAUAAGACUCAUUAGUCUUGACGCAAACAAACAUAUGAUGAAUGUGAUUACACAUGUUUGCUUUUCUUUUUUCAAAUUGCAUUUCCUUUUGGUGCUUACGGUGCCUUCAGAAUGUUUUCACACUCCGCGACUUUUUCCACAUUGUGUUGUUACAGACUGAAUUUAAAAUGGAUUAAAUUGAGAUUUUGUGUCACCGGCUUACACACAAUAAUGUCAAAGUGGAAUUAUGUUUUUAAAAAUGUUUACAAAUUAAUAAAAACUGAAAAUCAGAAAUGUCUUGAGUCAGUAAGUUUUCAAGCCCUUUGUUAUAGAAUGCAAAAAUAUGUUCAGGAGUAAAAAGUUGCUUAACAAGUCACCUCUGUGUGCAAUAAUAGAGUGGCAAAGAAAUUAGCUUCAUAUCCUGAAUACAAAGCG